AUGGGCGGUGCGACUCGAUCUCCAUACCGAGUCGCCAACCCCCUCUGCCCGUCGCCUGAUGCUCCUAUCGGAAUAAUCCCGCGAUUUUUCGUGCUUCGUCGCUCCGUCUUUACCAUACCGGGCUCUCGAGCGAUGGUCGUUGAGUUCGAAAUUUUCUCUCCCAGAUACAGUCGCAUCAUGUCAGCCAUUGACAUGGAUCGAUGUGAGUAUCAAAGCGACAAUAUAUUGUAUUGUCCUCAAAAUGAUUCCACUGGUGUUGCCUACUAUGUGCGAAACGUCUACCCACCUAUACAGGUAAGAUUUUAA
Molecule: messenger RNA, 306 nt
Organism: Strongylus vulgaris
Lineage: Eukaryota; Metazoa; Nematoda; Chromadorea; Rhabditida; Strongylidae
Source: the annotation of a GenBank genome assembly